AUGGUGAUGAAGAUAAUGAGUUGGCCUCCAUGGCCACCUCUCUCUUCCAAGAAAUUUGAGGCAGUUGUGACAGUGCACAGGAUUGAAGGGUCAAGAGGUUUGGAGAAAGUUGAAGAGAUGAGGUCCUUGGUGGUUGAAAUCAAAUGGAAGGGUCAGAAAGGUGUGGCCUUGAAGUCAUUGAGGCGCUCCAUCAAGAGAAGUUUCACAAGAGAAGAGGGUCCAGGUGAUGCAGGAGGAGUAGUUGAAUGGAAUCAGGAGUUUAGAAAUGUGUGCACCUUUACAAGGCAUGCUUUUUACUUUUGGUUUCUUGGGUUUGAAACUUACCAACACCUGAGGGCAUUAAUUCCCUUAAAUGCACCUGGACAUGAGAAUAUACCUUUAAGAUUGCUGGCGGAUGAGGGGUUUAGUCUUGACUUAGAAAAUGUUCUUGUCCUCCGUUUCUGUGAUCUUAUCCCUUUUUUUAACGAAGUGUUAUUACCAAUGCAAGUGCAUACUCUGGUAUCGAAGCAAGGCCCCAAAACCAGGGCCUAUGUAGCUGGUGUUACAUCAAUAAACUUAGCUGAAUACGUGCCUGCAGCUGUGGAUAAAGACACUGAAAUUGUAGUUCCUUUGAAUGUCCCUGGCACCAAUGAUACUACUAAUCUCUCAAUUUGUUUAUCUCUUAGUUUGCUAAAACUGGAGGCCCUUCAAGAAUAUUUGGAUGCAGUGCAAAGAUCCAUAGUGUGUACUCCUUCAUCACCUUGUUCUGUAGAAGCUCUCUCAACAAAUAAAGAUGAAUAUACUACACUCAAAGCAGGUCUGAGAAGAGUAAAAAUAUUUGCUGAUUAUGUAUCAACUGGAAGGGCCAAGAAGGCAAGCUCCAAAGAUGAAGGAAGUGAUGGUAGGAGUUCCAAUAGAAGCGAAGAUUCUGAAUAUAGGUAUACAUCUGAUGCAGAUUCCCUGGAUAACGAUGCUGCAAUUAAGUCAGAGGAGAAUGAAGAGGAUUCUUGUGUGAGACAUUCAUUGAACUAUGAGACUCUGGCCUCUGGGAACUGUGCAGGAGGAUUACCAUAUUCAAGUUCAAUUGUUAAUGGUAAAGAUGAGUGCUGGAUCUACUAUGGUAACCAAAAUUUGGAUUAUAGAAGUGCACAUGUUGAGAAUUAUAAUACAUGUGAUCAGAGUGAGUAUCACAACUCAAAACAUCGGAUCCUUUCUUGGAGAAAAAGGAAACUGCACUUUAGAUCUUCCAAGGUAAAAGGGGAGCUACUUUUGAAAAAACAAUAUGGAGAAGAGGGUGGAGAUGAUAUUGAUUAUGAUCGUAGGCUUCUAAUCUCUUCUGAUGGAAAGUGGCAUAAAAUACAAGAUAGUAUCACUACUAGUCAAUCAUUUGUUCCUGAAUUUGAGGAGAACAGUUUCACUGUAGGGAAUUGGGAGCAGAAAGAGGUCAUUAGCCGAGAUGGACAGAUGAAGCUGCAUACCCAAAUCUUUUUCGCUUCAAUCGAUCAAAGGAGUGAACAUGCUGCUGGGGAGAGUGCAUGUGCUGUCCUGGUUGCUCUCAUUGCUGAUUGGUUAAAAGUGAAUCAACUUGUGAUGCCUAUCAAGUGUGAAUUUGAUAACCUGAUUAGAGAUGGAUCAUCAGAAUGGAGAACACUUUGUGAGAACAAGGACUACAUAAAGAGGUUUCCAGAUAAACACUUUGAUAUUGAAACUGUUCUACAAGCCAAAAUCCAUCAAGUAUCUAUAGUCCCAGAAAAGUCCUUUGUUGGAUUUUUUAUCCCAGAGGAACCUGACAGUGAAGGUUUUGACUUCCUUCAUGGUGCAAUGUCCUUUGAUAGCAUAUGGGAGGAAAUAAGCCAUUGUGCAUCGGAACUUCUCAUGGUUAGGGAGCCUUUGGUGUACAUAGUGAGUUGGAAUGACCAUUUUUUUGUCCUCAAGGUUGAGAAAGAUGCUUACUACAUCAUUGACACUUUGGGGGAGAGACUACAUGAAGGAUGCAAUCAGGCUUACAUCUUGAAGUUUGAUACAAGCACAAAAAUUGAGAAACUGACUAAGAAGGAAAAUAAAGCAUUGGAACGAAAACCUCUCAAUGUUACAGUGAAGAUAAAUGGUUCAGAGGAAAACGUAGUUGGUGAAUCUUUCAUGGUCACCCCAAAUGAAAGCAAUGAUAGAAAGGAGGGGAUCAUAUGUAGAGGGAAGGAGUCAUGCAAAGAGUUCAUAAAAAGCUUUUUGGCUGCAAUUCCCAUAAGAGAGCUUCAGGUUGAUGUCAAGAAAGGCUUGAAAGCAUCCAUGCCACUUCAUCAUAGACUACAAAUUGAGUUCCACUACACACACCUCAAGUAA
Messenger RNA from Sphenostylis stenocarpa, 2319 nucleotides. Lineage: Eukaryota; Viridiplantae; Streptophyta; Magnoliopsida; Fabales; Fabaceae. The record is from the annotation of a GenBank genome assembly.